AAAGCAUGGAGAAGAGUCAGUAUUCCACGUGCUACUGUGAAAUCUCUGGUCAAUUCGUUUGCAGUCUCAUCCCCACAUUUCUCCCUUACUUCAAUGCAUUUCUCUCUUCUUCUUCUUCAUCAACAUUUCUUUCUCUCUGCAACUUCACUUCUGAGACGUUUUUUACGGCCAAUUUCAUUCGAUUAACUAUGAUGAAGAUCGACGCCAUCACGGCUCCACUUCCUGCCGCCGACGGCAAGGUCGGCGUUGGCUUAGAUGAUGACAUGUCCGACGGGAUGCAAUGCAGCGACCAUCCUUACCGGAGCAAUCCCGGUGGAAUCUGCGCCAUCUGUCUUCAGGAGAAGCUCGGUAAGCUGGUGUCGUCUUCUCUUCCUCUUCCGAUUCGCGGUUCGUCUUCUUCUCCGUCUUCCCCUUCGAUUGGAUCUGAGAGUAAUGUUCAUGCCGGAAGCGGCGGCGCUCCGUUGUCUACGUCCUCGUCGUCAAAUGCGAUUUCGAUCGGAGGCUCUGCUUCGAAAACUGUCAAUUUCAACGUAAAUGGCGUUGUUUGUCAUUAUCAUGAUACGCGGCGGACCCGAAUCCCUUUUUUGUUAUCUAAAAAGAAGAAGAAAGUUGUUACUGUUGGGGCGGAGUAUAAUCCAAAUAACGACGUCGUUUUUAAGAGGAGUAAGUCGACGACGGCGCAGAGGCGGGGGCAGUUUCCGGUUGACGGCGACGACCGCGGCGAUUUUAGCUCCAGGAAGAGAGGGGGUUUUUGGUCAUUUCUCCAUUACCACGCGCCGUCGUCGUCCAAAUCUCAUGCGCCGAGGAAAAUGGAGAGUAAUAACAAUAAGGGCACUGGUGGUAAUUUGGGGGCAAACAGCACCAUUUUAGAGGAAGACGAGAGCCCUAACAGCCAUACGACGUCGUUUGAACGGAAGGUUUCUAGAUCCAGGUCAGUCGGCUGCGGUAGCCGGAGCUUUUCCGGCGACUUCUUCGAGAGAAUCUCUACUGGUUUCGGCGAUUGUACUCUCCGGCGAGUCGAGUCUCAGAGAGAAAGCAAAUCGUCGAAAGUCGCUACCGGUGGAAACACCAGCCACCGCAACAGCGCCGGCGUCGAACACCACUGUAUCAAAGAGAGAGUAAAAUGCGGCGGUUUAUUCAGUGGAUUCAUGAUGACUUCAUCUUCUUCCUCUUCAUCUUCCUCAUCGUACGUAGCUUCAUCCUCCGCCGAGGACCUCAACAGAAAACCAACUCCGGCAGCAGCGGCAGCAGGGCCGCUAAUAAGCAGUGGGUGGAGCAGGACCUUGACAUGGGCAUUUGCUAGUCCGAUGAGAGCAUUCAAGCCGUCAAAUUCAAAAGAUCGAAAACGGUCCAUAAUCAGACAAGCUUCAGAGAACAAUCCCACGCCGAAUUUGAACGCGAUUCCUUCACUGUUGGCCGUCAGAAGCUAAGACAAAGAAUCAAAUCCUACCAGUUUUCGUUACUCAUUUUCCGUUGGAUGAGUGGCUCAAGAUCAACGGGGAAUCAUGAGGGCUCACCAUAAACCAGGUGCGUAUAACCGCAGAGGAUUCCUACUUUCUCACAGUACGUACAGAUGAAGAGAAAGAUAUUUUGGAUUAAAUAAACUGAAUGAAUGGAAUUUGCUGUCUGUGUAGUAUCAAAUUUGUAACUUGUGAAUGCUGAAUGUAAUAUUUUCUGUUUAUUUUUCUUUUAUUAGUUUAAUAGUAUU
This is a messenger RNA of Cucurbita maxima (winter squash), 1708 nucleotides long. RefSeq lists its product as uncharacterized. Lineage: Eukaryota; Viridiplantae; Streptophyta; Magnoliopsida; Cucurbitales; Cucurbitaceae. The record is from RefSeq and is a predicted model, not a curated record. The coding region runs from base 6 to 1430 and encodes 474 amino acids. The transcript has 2 exons.